CACUUUGACACAGGAUUACCAAGGUACACUGGGAAACAUAUCCUGGGAGGGACAUGCUACCAGAUGCCUACUGUAGAGGAAAUUAUAGAUUUUAAUGAACUUACAAAAACACGUAUGGAUUUAUAUGCAUGUACACAUUCGAGAGGGACCAAAGAACCCAAGACUCGGAAGGGGAGAAAGAAUGCACACGCAAUGCCUGCUCAGCGAAUCUCAAAAGAGGAACUAGGAGUCGCAUGACUAUUGUGUUGCAAGUGUAUCCGUUGGAAAAACCCAGAUGGUCUGAGAGAUUGUGUCACACAGCCAGUAUAAAUAAGGCUGCUUUUUCAGUGUUAGUUGUUGCGUCUUGAUAGAAGACUUUUGCGUGCAUCCCUGAAGGUAAUCAUUCUUCAGUCCAGCUUGCUGGAACAUAUAUUGCUCUAACUGCUUAGCUGUAUGAUGUUAACUUAACCUGCUCAUAGAAAGACAAGGUUAGUUAUUCAUUUGAUACUUGAACUGUGUAUGUUAAGAAAAACUUUGUGACUGAACCACUUAUACAGGACUGCCCUGUUAAGUUGGGAGAUACUGAGGUAUUAUAAUCUGUAACCUUUUCUUUUGUUGCUACUAUUAACAAUCAUUGUGUAACCAGUGUUAUUAUCGUUUGUAUAAAUAAACUUUCAUUUUAUAAAGAUAAAAGUGGAAUAGUUCUUUACCUCAGGUCACAAUACCAGUUCUAUAAGCAAUAGUAAGAGCUUUAGAGUAACUCUUGCGAGGGCAAGAGGUCACCAGGACUCCACGGAAGCAUCUCCACGGAGGAAGCAGGAUGGUGAAACAGCGGAAACAUCUGAAGAGGAAGUACCUAAAGCUGCGGAGGAAGCGAAGCAGCUUGGGAAUCGGGCUGUUGUCAGCGCUGACUAUGCUGGGAGCAGCAUUGUUAAUAUUGGGUCUGGGAUUAUCAGUAGAUAACGAGACAGAAGUGGUUAGCGUAUCCUCCUGCUCUGUUGUUGAGAAAUUAGUGUUAAAAAUAUGCUAUAAGCAAACAGUAAAUAUUGGUGGGGUGAAAUAUGGCUCGAAAAUGAUAAGGGACAUGUUUAAAGGAAUGAUAGAAAAUAUAGAUAAAUCAUUUUGGAACUGUACAGGGGCUCGGAAAAUAAGUGCUACGAAGGGGCCAGCUCUUUAUGGGGGUAAAGUAAUUAAGAAUAGUACCCGGUUGAGAUGGAAUAUUCUUGACGGUCAUAAUCAGACGCACGUAAAGCUAAGGGGCCUAAAGUACAAUCUCACUGAUAUCACUAAUUUGACGUUUAGUAAGCAUGUGUACAAAAUAUGGGAUAGUCCUGUUCUCCAGAUAACUGGGGUGCAGCAUUGGGAUUGUCUGACCAAGGAAAUUGUUACGGAGCACAGUAAUAAAUGGUUGGGUAAAACUGUUGAGGAUCAGUCGAUAGAGAUUGAAAUUGAUAAAGUUCCAGCAGAUAAAAGACAUAGCGGUAGAUCUGCCCCAGAGGGGGCGAAUUAUCAUAUCACGGACCAAACAUGGAAUAAUGAAGAUAAUUUGGACCCAGUGCAGGAAGGUUAUUGGCCCAAGGGCCUAAAUCCGCACGUUUUAAUAGUCGGUGUUUAUAAAAAUAAACCAAAGCCGGCCUAUGAUGAGUUAAAUUGGGUAACGUGCGAACAAUUGGUCAUGCCGAUAGGGAUGUGUGAGAGACGCAGUAAGUGCCCGUUGUUGACCAGGAACAAAUUUGUAAGUAGUAAACCGGAAAAUCAGUUUUGGUACAACAUUGACCAGCAUUGCAGAACUGAUUAUGGUAAGACGACCGCAUGGGUGUGUUAUCUAAAUAGCACCUCUAAAUGGGACUAUAAGGAAUUUGAGAAGCACGGUAAAGAUAUUAUUAAUCUGUGGCAUGAUUGGAUGAUGUUGCAGGAUCCGAGUAAUGACAUGGUGAAAAGGGAGAGUAGGCGCGAUACGUGGACGAUCAACGCCACCUUGUGGGCGAAUGGGGUAGGGGGAAAAAGGUUGCAUCCUCUGACCUUAGAUUAUGCGCCCAGACCAGGUCUGUCGAUAGAACUGGCAAAUUACUCGGGCAUUAUGGACUAUAUCUUGAGUAAUGUGACCAAUCAGCAAUACAGGUCCGCUCUUACCCUGUACUGUAUGGGCUGGGACGGAGUUCAUAGGAGUACACAUACAAAUCAAGGUAUUUGGGCAAACCAUAGUGAUGCUGUUAACAAGGGGACUUUAAGAUGGAUUGGACUUUCUAACCUUAUGUAUAGGGUGUGGGAUGUUUUUCCAGUGGUAAUGGGACUGGAUAAGACCACGACGCGUACUGUAAGCUGGAGGUCGUUCCAUAAUCAUCCGGCUAAUAAGAGUAUAUUCCCGAUUGUGUGGACAAGAUGGAAUAGAACCUUAGGGUUGCAAACCAGAACUUUAGCGCAUGGUUUUUGGAGUAGUAAAUAUUAUUUGCCGAUGUUGAAACCAUCGGAAAAGACGAGGUGCAACAAAUACUGA
Pimephales promelas (fathead minnow) is the source of this 2476-nucleotide messenger RNA. NCBI's taxonomy places the organism in Eukaryota, Metazoa, Chordata, Actinopteri, Cypriniformes, Leuciscidae. The record is from RefSeq and is a predicted model, not a curated record.